Messenger RNA from Thyridium curvatum, 378 nucleotides. RefSeq lists its product as uncharacterized. NCBI's taxonomy places the organism in Eukaryota, Fungi, Ascomycota, Sordariomycetes, Thyridiales, Thyridiaceae. The record is from RefSeq and is a predicted model, not a curated record. The transcript has a single exon. Bases 1 to 378 code for a protein of 125 amino acids.
AUGGAUAAGUCCAGCUCUGCGACUCAGCCAGGGCCUGCGCGAAGUGACCAGAAUGCCCCUGAUUCCCAGGCGCGGCCCCGAUCUCCCGGCCGACACGAUGACGGCCUGGAUCAUGUUUCAACCACCGCCAAUGCAGGCUCAUUCACCGCUGGAGAGCCAGUCCGGGGCCGAGUUGCUCACGCAGCCAUCCCAGCCGAGGAGCCGCAUCUCGAUGUUGGCCAAUACGUUAGAGACCAACGUAGGGGUGACCACGGCCCGUGGUCGGCUGUCAACCCUGCAGGCACUCAGAGGCCUCAUGUCGCACUUCAGAUCCAGAACUUCGUACGAGACUUUUCUGGCUCGAGGGAUACUGGGAAUCCAGGGAAGCCCGGGCAGUAA